UCCUCGACCCUGGCAUUGUGACGUUGAUACUGGGUGAAACCUGUUAGAUACGACUACACGACCACCGUUGCAUAAUAUUUUCCGGUCUUUCUGCCCGUAUGCUAAUGGUAGGCGGAUCCCCGGACUCGGUCGACGCUUCCGGGUCCAGAAAAACAGGAAGAAUGAGACUCCCCCAUAAUCGUGAAGGCACUUCUCCUGGCCAUUAUAUCAGUCGGUGACACUACGCUUACAAGUAGAUGCAGAUGACGUGAAUAAAUCCAUGAGUAAUCUAGAAGGGACCAAGUUUGAUGCACUUAACGGCGUGCCCCAGCGAAAGCAGCCGCGCUGGCGACGGACGCCAACGACCUCGCGGCUGAUCGUUGCGUUAGCGGUUUUGGCGCUGCUUUUCUUUAGGAUCGGACCAUCAGUGAAAUUCCCGAGAGUACGUCACCGGGCACUGGCUUUCAGAAAACAUCCCAAUCUUUCAUGCGUCCGCCCGGCCCACUUCGUGAUGCAGUCUGAUCACAGGAUGCACCACUACGGCGGAGAGCUGUAUCCCCAGGCUGCACGGACAUCCUUCAAGUUCCUACCGAGUCCUCGGACACUGAGCAUUGACGCGAUCGGUACCCACGGAUCCGUCCGUUUCAUGCUUGAUGACCGCGACUACGGCCAACCCGAAGACGCGGCUUCCAAGCGAUAUAUUUCGGUUGAUGUCACAGCAUUUUCAGACGACUGGCUAGGAUUCGAACAGACGGCGAUGCUUUGCCAAACUGUGCCUCGGGUAACCGGCGCAGGAGAGAUAUCAGAAGGGGUCAUGAUAUCGGCCGAUACCGACAGAGCCGCCGCCAAUCGAACUGUAUUCGAUAUCACAGUCCGAUUCCCCGCAUCAGAUUCGCUGUCCUUACCUCCAUUUUCACCGAAAAUCUCUGCUACUAUGUUCGGCUUCGAGAUCCUGAUCGACGACAUGGACAAUCACGUCCUAUUUGACUCGGUCUUCCUUCGAUCCAUGAAGAAGUCAAUCCACAUAAAUGCGCUGCGUGCCAACAGCGUGCAGGUACAGAACUGGAAUGGCAACAUCAGCGGAUCGAUAACGUCGAAGGGUCAGAUCGACUUAUACGCCCACAACGGCGCCGUUACGAUCAACGCUGAUCUUGUCGCGGAUGAAGCGUCUGUCACGUCAACUCACUCACCAGGCGCCACAGCGCCGACAUUGCUGGUGACCACCGUGUAUGGGCCCAUCGACGCAACUGUCAAUCUGCUCACAGCUCGCUCCCUGGAUUUAUUCCGCGAGCCCAGCGAUGGCUCUCUGCCGACAUACAAGACAAUCCUACAUACUAUCAACGCGCCGCUCACCGUCACAUAUCCUACCGCGCCCGAGCACCACAAUCUCACCCUGUUUGCCUCCAACUCUCAUGCACUCACUAUCGCCCGACUUCCGGACUCGUUCGUAGGUCAUCUGGCAUUGCGCUCGCAGAAUACGCAACGGCCCCUAGUUGUACACUUGGAUGAGAAAGCGGACCGACACAGACGACGGUUGCAAAUUACGUCUGUGGACAAGCAUGGUCUUACGGCUACUGUCCAGCGCGGUAGCCUUGACUCGGACCGUCAGCUCGGUGCAGGUAUAGUUGAUGUCCAAGCGAUAGGUGGUGAUCUGUCUGUGAUGUUGUAGUGCGUCUGUUAUCUUCGUCGAUGGAUACUCGAAUCGCGGUGUUCCAUGCCGCAUUCCUCAAAGCGCGAUGUAGACUCCAGGUGAUCAGAAGGUAG
Messenger RNA from Rhodofomes roseus, 1743 nucleotides. RefSeq lists its product as uncharacterized. NCBI's taxonomy places the organism in Eukaryota, Fungi, Basidiomycota, Agaricomycetes, Polyporales, Fomitopsidaceae. Bases 260 to 1648 code for a protein of 462 amino acids. The record is from RefSeq and is a predicted model, not a curated record. The transcript has 5 exons.